Messenger RNA from Saccharomycodes ludwigii, 2136 nucleotides. RefSeq lists its product as uncharacterized. Gene Ontology annotation, molecular function: protein serine/threonine phosphatase inhibitor activity. Bases 1 to 2136 code for a protein of 711 amino acids. The record is from RefSeq and is a predicted model, not a curated record. The transcript has a single exon. Lineage: Eukaryota; Fungi; Ascomycota; Saccharomycetes; Saccharomycodales; Saccharomycodaceae.
AUGGGAGGUUCUCAAGUAAUCAACAACUCUAACAUCUCAAAUGGUACUCAUUCUUCAUCUACUUCUAUUAAUAGUAGCAACACCUCUACCAAUUCUGCUAAGAGACAUGAUUCUAUAGUCGAAAUGCUAUCUUCACCACUAAUGAAUCCUAUCAGUAAUAAUACAUGCACUAGCAUACCUAGCCUGUUGGAAAAUACUACGGGAAAUUCUAUGUCCAGUGGUACCAAUAAUAGUAUUACCGCAACUCCGGGCAUGUUCAAUUCUUUUACUGCCAGUGAAUUGUCUAGAACUACAAGUAUCUCCUCUACUGCUAACACUUACAACAAUGUUAAUAGUAGUGUGUCUUCUUCUCCAUCCACAUCUUCCUUAACAUCAUUGGGUAGUAGUACAAUCGGUGUCACCAACGGCGUUACUGCUAAUGCCAGUAACAAUAGCAAUUCUAAUUUUAAUUUUAAUUCUAAUACUAAUCCCAAUCCAACUGAUGAUAUGGAUAUACAUAGUACCACAAUGCACCAUUCCAAUUCAUGGUUUGUCUUUAAAGUUCAUAAAAAGAAUUGGGAACAUAUCAAGUUAUCUCAAUUGAUUGAGAGUAACAAGUUGAUCUAUAUUCGUGGGGAUUUAAGUGUAGAAGAUGCUUUCAAUAAGUUGGUUGAAUAUAACUUAACCAGUUUACCAGUACUAUUAGAUGAAACUACAGAAGAUGGUUCAUCGGUUUCCACGAACAACACUGAAGCUGGUAACAAGGGGUCUGGUGCCAAUAGCAUUGGUAUCAAAAGUAUGAAUUGUUUGACUUUUGACUAUAAUGACUUAAAUUCAUAUUUGCUAUUGGUGUUGGGUAAAAUUAAGGUUCUUGGUAAUAAUUCUGGAGGCAACAACAAUAUUUCAGCCCAGGAUUUGGAGAAAAUUACCAGAGAUUGCCAAAUGGGCAAACCAGUGCCAGUUGGUGAGAUUGUUAGGUUGACCCCGAAAAACCCAUUCUAUAAAAUACCCCAAGAUGAAAGUUUAAGUACAGCAAUGGGAAUUUUAGGCUCAGGUGUUCAUAAGAUUGCAAUUACAGAUAUUGAGCAACAAACAAUUUUAGGCAUUUUAUCUCAAAGAAGAUUAAUCAAGUAUAUUUGGGACAAUGCAAGAAAUUUUAAAAACUUGGAGCCUUUGUUAAAUGCUUCAUUACAGAGCUUGAAAAUCGGUGUUCUAAAUUAUUCUCACAAAACUGCAAGUACAUCUAGCGGUAAGCCUAGUAGUAGCAAUAUUCCUGGCGGUAAUAAUGCUAGUAGUAGUAGCGGAAGUUUUAGAAAUACUGGCGGAAGAAAAUACUCUCGUGUUAUAUCUAUUAGUGGAGAUGAACCAUUGAUUAAUGCGUUGUACAAGAUGCAUAUUGAAAGGAUAUCUUCUAUAGCAGUUGUGGAUUCACAAGGUAUUUUAUUGGGUAAUAUCUCUGUUACUGACGUUAAAAAUGUUACCAGGACAUCUCAAUAUCCGUUAUUGCACAACACUUGUAGGCAUUUUAUCACUGUUAUUUUAAAUAAUAGGGGGUUGGAGAUGGGUGGUAAAGAUUCGUUUCCCAUUUUCCAUGUUUAUCCUAGCAGUUCAUUAGCCAGAACUUUGGCUAAGUUGGUAGCUACCAAAGCUCAUAGGUUAUGGAUUGUGCAGCCUAGUGAUGUAGGGAAUGGCAAUGCUAACAACAAUAACAGUGCAAAUACUAGUAAUAAUAACAGUGCUACCGGCCACCAUCACCACCAUCAUCAUCAUCAUCACAAUAGUACUACUAAUAAUAAUAGUUCGACGAAUAGUAGUUUUGAUAUUCCUAGAAGUGUAUCUCCGAUGUCAGUAUUAACAGACUCCAUAAGCACAACCAGUAUUAAUAAUAGUACUACAACUUUGAACAGUAAUGCCGAUGACAAUAAUAAUAGUAGCUCGCAUAUUUCUUCAUCAAGUGCAAAUAGCAAUAAUAACAGCAGCAAUGAAUACAAUAACAUUUAUUAUAACAAUAGUUUUGACAACGAAAGAGGUACUGGCAAAUUAAUCGGGGUGGUUUCAUUAACAGAUAUUUUAGGGUUAUUUGCUAGAAGACAAACUGAAUAUAAGGAGAUUGAUCCUCAAAUGGCUAGAAGACAAAGAAGUUCAGUUGGGAUAUAG